CAUGAGCACACUACAGAAACUUGUUCUAGUGCAACUGACAUUAAUAACUCACUUGCUUAAUAAGCUCUCUUACAGAUUUUUUCGCUAUAGAGUUAUUUUUCUCUUCAUCAUUAAGUAUCUUUAUGCAGGUGAUGUGUAUAAACUAUCACAUUUAUUCUGGCAACUGCUCUUUUGUUUUAGGUUUUCUUUGCAUUGUUUUUUUUUUGGUAAAUGAAAGCUCUCAUCUUUGUUUACAGACCAGAAAAACUGAAGAAAACACAGGGUCUUCCACUUACUGGAUGUUUGACAAAAUAGUCUUUUGGGGUCAAAACAUUGGCAUUACUAGUGAGCUUUUUAGAAAUUCAGUAACCCAGACUUUAUUUCAGAUCUCCUGAAAAAAAUAGUCUGCAUUAACAAGAUGUCUAGUUUAUUGUACACAUUAAAAUUUGAGUGGUACCUUCUAACUCAACAUGUCUAUUUUGUCGGAAAUAUAUAAACAACUAUGCCUUUUUCAUCUAAAAAAUAUAUACAACUCAUUCUAUAUUAUGUAAAUACAGCACUCGAAAAUGGACUGUUGACAUUUAGGGAUGUGGCCAUAGAAUUCUCUCUGGAGGAGUGGCAACGUCUGGACGCUGCACAGCAGAAUUUAUAUAGGAAUGUGAUGUUAGAGAACUACAGAAACCUGGCCUUCCUGGGUAUUGCUGUCUCUAAGCCAGACCUGAUCACCUGUCUGGAGCAAGGAAAAGAGCCCUGGAAUAUGAAGCGACAUGAGAUGGUGGAUAAAGCCCCAGCUAUAUGUCCUCAUUUUGCUCAAGACUUUUGGCCAGAGCAGGGCAUGGAAGAUUCUUUUCAAAAAGUAUUACUGAGAAAAUAUGAAAAAUGUGGACAUGAGAAUUUACAGUUAAGAAAAAGUUGUAAAAGUGUGGAUGAGUGUAAAGUGCACAGAGAAGGUUAUAGUAAACUUAACCAGUGUUUCACAACUACCCGGAGCAAAGUAUUUCAAUGUGGUAAAUAUUUGAAAGUCUUUCAUAAAUUUUUAAAUUCAAACAGACAUAUGAUAAGUAUUACAGAGAAGUCCUACAAAUGUAAAGAAUGUGAAAAAAUCUUUCAUUGGUCCUCAACCCUUACUAAUCAUAAGAAAAUUCAUACUGAAGAUAAACCCUACAAAUGUGAAGAAUGUGGCAAAGCUUUUAAGCAACUCUCAACCCUUAUUACGCAUAAAAUAACCUGUGCUGAAGAGAAAAUCUACAAGUGUGAAGAGUGUGGCAAAACUUUUAAUCAGUCCUCAAAUCUGACUACACAUAAGAUAAUUCAUUCUGGACAGAAACCUUACAAGUGUGAACAAUGUGGCAAAGCAUUUAUCUGGCUCUCAACCCUUACUGGGCAUAAGAAAAUUCAUACUAGAGGAAAACCUUGCAAGUAUGAAGAAUGUGGCAAAGCAUUUAUUUGCUCCCCAACCCUAACUAGACGUAAGAGGAUACACACUGAAGAGAAACUCUACAAAUGUGAAGAAUGUGGCAAAGCAUUUCUAUGGUCCUCAACCCUAACUAGACAUAAGAGGAUACACACUGGAGAGAAACCCUACAAAUGUGAAGAAUGUGGCAAAGCUUUUAGGCAAUCCUCAACCCUUACUAAACAUAAGAGGAUACACACUGGAGAGAAACCCUACAAAUGUGAAGAAUGUGGCAAAGCUUUUAGGCAGUCCUUAACCCUUACUAAACAUAAGAUAAUUCAUAGUGGAGAGAAACACUACAAAUGUAAAGAAUGUGGCAAAACUUUUAAGCAAUUCUCAACCCUUACUACACAUAAAAUAAUUCAUGCUGGAAAGAAAUGCUACAAAUGUGAAGAAUGUGGCAAAGCUUUUAAUCAAUCCUCAAGUCUUUCUACACAUAAGAUAAUUCAUACUGGGGAGAAGUCUUACAAGUGUGAAGAAUGUGGCAAAGCAUUUAUAUGGUCCUCAACCCUAACUAGACAUAAGAGGAUACAUACUGGAGAGAAGCCCUGCAAAUGUGAAGAAUGUGGCAAAGCUUUUAGCCAUUCCUCAACCCUUGCUAAACAUAAGAGAAUUCAUACUGGAGAGAAACCCUACAAAUGUAAAGAAUGUGGCAAAGCUUUUAGCAAUUCCUCAACCCUUACUAAUCAUAAGAUAACUCAUACUGAAGAGAAACCCUACAAAUGUAAAGAAUGUGGCAAAGCUUUUAAGCGACUCUCAACCCUUACUAAACAUAAAAUAAUACAUGCUGGAGAGAAACUCUACAAAUGUGAAGAAUGUGGCAAAGCUUUUAAUCGAUCUUCAAAUCUUACUGCACAUAAGAUAAUUCAUACUGGAGAGAAACCUUAUAAGUGUGAAGAAUGUGGCAAAGCAUUUAUCUGGUCCUCAAGCCUUACUAAACAUAAAAGAAUUCAUACUAGAGAGAAACUCUUCAAAUGUAAAGAAUGUGACAAAGCAUUUAUAUGGUCUUCAACCCUAACUAGACAUAAAAGGAUACACACUGGAGAGAAGCCCUACAAAUGUGAAGAAUGUGGCAAAGCUUUUAACCAUUCCUCAACCCUUACUAAACAUAAGACAAUUCAUACUGGAGAGAAACCCUACAAAUGUAAAGAAUGUGGCAAACCUUUUAAGAUUCCCUCAACCCUUGCUAAACAUAAAAUAAUAUAUGCUGGAGAGAAACUCUACAAAUGUGAAGAAUGUGGCAAAGCUUUAAAUCAAUCUUCUAAUCUUACUACACAUAAGGUAAUUAAUACUAAAGAGAAACCUAACAAGAGUGAAGAAUGUGGCAAAGCAUUUGUCUGGUCCUCAACCCUUACUGAACAUAAGAGAAUUCAUACCAGAGAGAAACCCUACAAAUGUGAAGAAUGUGGCAAAGCAUUUAGCCAACCCUCACACCUCACUACACAUAAGAGGAUGCACACUGGAGAGAAACCCUACAAAUGUGAAGAAUGUGGCAAAGCUUUUAGCCAAUCCUCAACCCUUACUACACAUAAGAUAAUUCAUACUGGAGAGAAACCCUACAAAUGUGAAGAAUGUGGCAAAGCUUUUAGGAAAUCUUCAACUCUUACUGAACAUAAGAUAAUUCAUACUGGAGAGAAGCCCUACAAAUGUGAAGAAUGUGGCAAAGCCUUUAGCCAAUCCUCAACCCUAACUAGACAUAAGAGGAUGCACACUGGGGAGAAACCCUACAAAUGUGAAGAAUGUGGCAAAGCUUUUAAUCGAUCCUCAAAGCUUACUACACAUAAGAUAAUUCAUACUGGAGAGAAACCUUACAAGUGUGAAGAAUGUGGCAAAGCAUUUAUAUCAUCCUCAACCCUUACUGGACAUAAGAGAAUUCAUACUAGAGAGAAACCCUACAAAUGUGAAGAAUGUGGCAAAGCAUUUAGCCAAUCCUCAACCCUAACUAGACAUAAGAGGAUGCACACUGGAGAGAAACCCUACAAAUGUGAAGAAUGUGGCAAAGCCUUUAAAGAGUCCUCAGCUCUUACUAAACAUAAGAUAAUUCACACUGGAGAGAAACCCUACAAAUGUGAAAAAUGUGGCAAAGCCUUUAACCAGUCUUCAAUCCUUACUAACCAUAAGAAAAUUCAUACUAGAGAGAAACCCUACACAUGUAAAGAAUGUGGGAAAUCUUUUAACCGGUCCUCAACCUUUACUAAACAUAAGGUAAUUCAUACUGGAGUAAAACUCUACAAAUGUGAAGAAUGUGGCAAAUCCUUUUUCUGGUCCUCAGCCCUAAUCAGACAUAAGAAAAUUCAUACUGGACAGCAACCCUACAAACAGGAAAAAUUUGGCAAAACCUUUAACCAGUUUUCACACCUUACUACAGAUAAGAUAACUCGUAUUGGAGAGAAAUCUUAGAAGUGUGAAUAAUGUGGUAAAAGUCUAUAAAAAGUCCUGAAUUCUUAACAGACGUAAGAUUAUUCAUACUGGAGAGAAACUCUACAAACCUGAAAGAUGUGCCAGUGCUUUUGACAACUCAAACUUUCCUAAACAUCAAGAAAAUCAUACUGCUGAGAAAUCCUAGAAAUGUGAAGAAUACGACAAAGCAUCUAAAUGAUUGUCACACUUGAUUGUAGGUAAGAUAAUUCAUACUGGAGAAAACUACCAGUGUGAACAAUGUGGCCAAACUUUGAACCAAUGCUCACACCUUAAUGAACAGGAAAGCAUUUAUAUUUGAGAAAAAGUGUACAAAUAUAGACAAAGUAAAAAUGCCAUUAAUACCUGCUCACAUCUUACUCAAAAUCAGAGCGUUCAUACUAAAUAAAAACAUUAGAAGUGUAAUUACUGUCAAAAGAUCGAUCAGAAAAUAUGUCUUUAAAGUAAGAAGAGUAUUUUGAAAAAGCAUUACAAAUAUGAAGAGGCAUUAUUUAUGACCUUUUCUAUGGAAAGCUUCAGCCAGUCCCUGACUUCCUGCAACAUUCAGCCAAACAUAAUUUCAAAGGGACUAUAAAGACUGUGCCUUUGGUGUUGUGCAGAAUCUCAUGAGGGCAAAAGGGAGAUUUUUUUGUCCACCACUGGAGGGUUUCUAGAGCCAGCUUGGUGAGUUGGGCUUUAACAACAGAGAUAAUUUUUUUCAACUUUGCCUGAAGAUUGAGAACUGUAGGGUGUGUGGAGAACUCAUUUUAUAAGUAAGGAUAUAGAGACACCUUGGGUACUUUGUCUGAGGAAGGCAGGCCCAUUAUCAGACUGGAUGAAUGUUGGUAGUCCAAAAUGGAGAAUUAUGUGCAUGUUGAGAGUUUGUGUGAUGACAUUUGCAUCUUCUGAAGUUGUUGGGAAAGCUACUCACCUGGAGAAAGUACAGACAAAGGCUAGAAGAUUGCAGAGCUGUUUAUCGGGCAGCAUGUGAGUAAAGUCUACUUGUCAGUCUUGCCUGGGUACCUGGCCCUGGGCUUAGUGAGUGGGAAAAGGUGGUGGCCACAGGCAGCUGUGGGGUGAUACUGAUUGGCAGAUAGAGCAGGACUGGGUAGUCUCUCAAACAUGGCUGGAAAGGUGAAGACAAGUAAGGAUAGGGUGGAGAAGUUGCAGGAGAGGUUUGUAAUUGACAUGGAAAGAGUUGUGGAGGCUUUGGAGGAUAGAGAUUGUGAAGAAGAAUGAAGCGCCUUUCCUUGACAUACAAUGUUCCUUGGUUUUGAAGGUUUGGGGCUUGGUAGUCCCCCUUUUCUUCUGGGGAGUAAAGAGGAGAGAACGAAGACAGGCACAGAAAGUGGCCUUGCACAGGUUGUAGGGCUACUUGUUUGGCUUCUCUAUCUGCUAGAUUUCUGGCUGAUAUAGGAUUGUCUGGCAUUUAGUGGCCCCUGCAAUAAAUGAUGGCAGCUUUCUACAGGAGUCUAGUGGCUUGAAGGAGCUUGCUGAUGAGAGUCAUUUAUGACAGGAGUGUUUUUUGUCGUUGUUGUUGUUGUUGUUUGUUUGUUUGUUUUUUGCAGUUAGGAAACCCUGUUCUUUCCAGAUGGAUGAAUGUGAGUGCACUAUGUGGAAAGCAUAAUGAAAAUUUGAAUAUAUGUUGAUCUGUUGUCUGACUGCUAGAGUGAGAGCUCGAAUGAGGGUGAUGAGUUCAGCUUUUUGGGAGGUGGUACCUAGGAAGAGUGGAUUAGUUUGAAUAGUGUGUGUGUGGGGGGGUGACAAUAUAGCAUAGCCAGCAUGCCGGCAUCCUUGAUGUAGGAAGGAGCUGCCAUCUACAAACCAAGUAAAGAAGGCAUCUGGAAGGGGUUGCUCUGUUAGGUUUGGAAAAGCUAUAAGAAAGGUUUGAACAUGUUGACACAGAAGUGUAUAGGAUCUUGGACAGUGGUAGCUUCAGAUAAGAGCAUGGCCAAGUUUAGACGGGAGCUGGUUAGCAUGGUGAUGUGUGGAGUUUCUAUGAAUAGAGCAUACAGUUAGAGGAGCCAUGGGGGAGAGAUGAAACCUAGUACACUGUGGUGAGCUAGCAUGUCUUUGACAUUAUGGGUUGAAUAAACUGUUAAGUUGGCUUGGAGAGAUAGUUUUAGGCUUUCAAGGGUGAGGACAGCAGCUGCUGCCAAUGUUCAGAGGCAGGCAGGCCAUCCUAGAACUGUGGCUUCAAACCAUUUAGAGAGGUAGGCAACAACCUGGAGGGUGGGUCUCUUAGACUAGGUUAGAACACCUACUGCAACUCCACACCAUUCAUCGGUAUAUAGAGAGAAAGGUUUAGUGGUUCCUUCUGGGCUAGCUGGGUCUAGGUUGGUAUACUUUUUCGUGGUGUCAGUUAAACGAGAGAAAAAGGGCUGGGUUUUCGUUAUGACCUUGGGUGAUUUCUGAAAGUUUUUCAUAGUUUACCACUUUAUGGGCACCCUUUUUGAGUCCUGCAAGGAGACACACAAUCAUGUUGUCUCGAUGGUGGCAUCCAGGGACCACGUCUUGAUAAUCCCAGUGGGGGUCCUCGUUGGGAACCGCCUCUGCACCAGUAGGCUGUGCAGGAGCCUGGUUAUGAAUUGUAUUGGCAUGCACCUGAGCUAGGGUCCAUAUACGGUCCUGGUCUUCUGCGGAGAGGGUGGCAGAGAGGAUAAUGUAGAGGUCAUGCCAAGUUAGUUCAUAACACUGGGUGAGAUACUGAAGCUCUCCAAUAUAAGAGGUAGGGUCUUUUGAAAAUGAACUGAGUCUUUUUGUUAAUUUGAGAGAGAUCAGUGAGGGAGAAGGGAACAUGAACUCUAACAGUAUGUUCAGUUUCUGCUACUUCCUGAAGGGGGCACUGUAGCACCAGCACUGAAGUAAGGAUGGGGCAUGGGCCAAAGAUGGUGCCUGAGCAAGUAUGGAUGGGAGAGAAGGAGGAACAUGGAAGUGGUUCCUGCUGAGGGUUUGAAUGGGGAAGGGGGGUUGAGUUAACAGGCAGGGGAGGAUAGGUAGGAGUAUAAGGUGGUGGGAUGGGUUUACAAGCCUCAGGAGAGGGUGGUGGGGGAGGUUAAUGGGUACAGGCAAUACUGGAAUUGUCAUGAGGAGGGGACGAUGUAGGAAAAGAAGUGGAUACUGCUGACUAGGAAUAUGGUGGCUGGGAAUAUGGCCACUGAGAAGAUGGGGACUGAGAAGAUCGUGGCUGAGAAGAUAAAGAAGAGGCUUGGAGGUGAAAGAAGAUGGUUGAGAGGGAGAGGUAGGGGCUGAGACGGGUGGAUGGCAGUCUGCUGGAUCCAAAGAAGAGGUAGGGUCGGGAGGAGGAAGGCGAUCAGGGCGGCGAGAAUAGAGGAGGAGGAUUUGAACAGGUGAGCAAGAACUGCAGAGAUUGGGUUGUGAUCUGAGUGCAAAAAACGCCUGGAUAUAAGGAAUUUCUCCUCAUUUUUCCAGCCAUCAGCAAUAAUUGAUUAAGUCAGUUAAAAUUGUAAAGUCCAGUGUUCCAUUUGCGGGCCAUUUGGACCCAUUAUCCAAUUCGUAUUGUGUCCAGAUUGAAUUGCAAAACAAGACAAGGCACGGAUAUCUUGCCUGAGGCCUAAGGUUUGUAGGUUUUUUAUGAGGCAGCCUUCAAGGCUGUACUUUGGAAUGGAAAACUUGGAAUUUCACGUAACAGGGUUAGGCUAGAGAGAACAGGGAAAAGGGUACUGUCCUGGGCAGCUGGAGGGAGACGAUAAAAGGAGCGAUUGUCACUACUACCUUUUUUGUUCCCAGGACGGGAUGGAAUGGCUUAGAGGCAUCCCCCUAAGACCAGAUGAUCAGCAAAUGCCUGGCACAUGCCAGAGCCUUCUUGGACCAACGUUGGAUUUUUGGACCGGAGAAACCAAGAGAGGCUGUGUUGAUUUUUCCCUGUUAACUGGGCUCGCGGGACACUUACUGGUAGGUGAGAUCAGUGACCAAGGGGCAUGCCCAGAGAGGCGACUGGAGGCUGAGGAGCUUCGUUUGUCCAGCUGCCAUACCCAGAUGGCCUCCCUCUCCAUCUUCGGGGGUAUGUGUCUUCCCGCCAAUUCUUCCUGCUUCUGCUGUCUUGCUGACUCAAUCUGCUGGUGCAGGUGGCUUUGUGCCUUGGGAUUAAGCCUGUGGAAGGUGGAGUUAUUCAUUCCCUUAAGCUUUCGAGAGAAUCUUUCAGGGAUAUAAAACAUUCUUAUUAGGGUUGCUGCUGGGUCCUCAGAUAUCAGUGAGGGAGAAAAGUGCACCAGUUAGGUUCCAUCUGAAUGCUUCAUCAGCUCUCUGAAGAACAUAACUUUAAAAUUCCAACUGGAAAAGAAUGGAAUUAAUAGCCUGGAAUAAUUUAGAAAGAUAUGUAUGUAAAGGAAUUAAUUCAAAGAAAUGUGCCUUCUAGAAUGCUGAAGAGAUAUUAAAUAGACUACUAGAAAUUACAAAACAUGGGCAUCAUAUGUGGCUUGAACUUUGCAUCAAACAUGUUUUUCAAGAUUAGAUUCAGAUUAUAAUUUAUGUUUUUUGUCGGGCGUGGUGACUCACGUCUGUAAUCCCAGCACUUUGGGAGGCCCAGGC
Macaca mulatta (Rhesus monkey) is the source of this 8380-nucleotide messenger RNA. NCBI's taxonomy places the organism in Eukaryota, Metazoa, Chordata, Mammalia, Primates, Cercopithecidae. The record is from RefSeq and is a predicted model, not a curated record.